Electrophorus electricus (electric eel) is the source of this 5767-nucleotide messenger RNA. RefSeq names its product nuclear receptor interacting protein 1b (gene nrip1b). Gene Ontology annotation, biological process: regulation of transcription by RNA polymerase II. NCBI's taxonomy places the organism in Eukaryota, Metazoa, Chordata, Actinopteri, Gymnotiformes, Gymnotidae. Gene Ontology annotation, molecular function: transcription coregulator activity; signaling receptor binding. The record is from RefSeq and is a predicted model, not a curated record. Gene Ontology annotation, cellular component: nucleus.
UCCGCGAAUGCACGCUCCAGUUCGGCUCGACUACGGGCGCACGGAGCUCGACGCGGCCCCGACGCGACCCCGACGCAUUUUGGACUCUACUGCGUGCAUCUGGACCGAACCGCGGAACACGCGCGCUCCGGUGCGAGCGAGACAAACACUUGGUGAAGGAUUUCCCCCCUCCGGUGUUCAAAGACGACGAGCGUUUUUAUUCCGUGAUCAGUUAGCGGAACCAGGUCCCCGUGUGGUCCGGCCUGAACUCAGGAGAGUGGAAAGACGACACGGAGCCGCACACGUCCCGGGAAUCCGGUGGCAUGGGAGGCUGGUGCCGGGCAGUGGAGAGGUCCUGCUGACUCCUCCGGAGCUCCGGAACAAAAGGAAUGCCAGCCGGGAGAUGGCAUUUCUAAUGCCCCCUGCUGCCGUGCGUAAAAUUUUUUGAGCGAAAAUAGAGGAAGUACCCAGUACCCCGUCCCUCUGCGCACAGGCGUUUUCUGCGCCAUUCGUCCAUGGCCCAGCAGUCAGUAAGACAUUUUCAGUAGUUGUCAACAAUCACACAAGGGGAGCCUGCUAUUGAACAUGACUCAUGGGGAGGAGCCAUGCCCUGAGACACAACAGGAUUCAGCUGUUUUAACUUAUCUGGAAGGUUUACUAAUGCAUCCGGUUGCAUCUGGGCCUGGUGCCACAGCGACAGGUAGGUUAUCAGGCGCUGGCAACAGUCAUGGGGAGCCAGGAGGCCAGGGGACCGGUGACGUGCGGCUGCCCGAGCACGGCAGCAGUCCUGGAGCAGCCUCCCAGCACCUUAAGAAGGCACGGCUGCUUCGCUCGGGAGCCUGGGGCGAGGCGGACGAGCGGAAGACGGCCGCCCCCGUGGUGGAGGCGAACGGGCAGGGUGGGGAGCACGGCGCGGCGGCGGGGGAGAGUACCCUGCUGGCCUCCCUACUGCAGUCCUUCAGCUCACGCUUGCAGACCGUGGCCAUGUCGCAGGUCACUCAGGGCCACGAACAGCUCGGCGUGGAGCAUGCGGAGGUGGGCCCCGCCGGCCAGCGCCCCUUCCCUGGGUACUGCACGGCGUCCAGCCGACUCAGAGGGCUCAUGCGGAGGAUCAAGCAGCAAGGCCACGACACGGCGCCUUACGGCCGGCGUGACGACACCGGCCGAGACCACCGGCCCGACUCGCCCCCUCCCUCCAGGGGCUCGCCGCCAGACGCCGUGUCUUGUGCCGAGCGGCUAAAGGCGGUGGCAAGUCUCGUGAAGAGCAGGUCCAGCCCUGCGGCCUCCCCUAAGCCCAGUGCCACCUGCAGUCAGCUCGCCCUGCUGCUCUCCAGCGAAGCUCACCUGCAGGAGUACUCCCGAGAGCAGGCCUUAAAAGCACAACUGUCGGGCCGACUCGCCAGCGAGCGGUUGGCGGCCAUGGCCACCCAGCAGUCUAAAGAACACCGACCCCCCAGCGUGGGAGAGACGAGGAUCGCUCCAGACGUGCUCAGCUCCUUCAACGCCCUCAAUGGAACACUUCCCUCCCCGACGAUGACUUGCAGCAAGAGGAGCCCGUCCUUGACCCCAGGCCAGGGUGCACCGGCCGGUUCCUCCCGGCCUGUUCCACACCCCGCGAAGGAGAAACGCCCGUUUGACCGGCACGGCGGUCGGCCCCCACAGACCUGCAGCAGCCUACUCCUGCUCCUGCUCGACAACCACAACUCCCAGAAGCACCUCACCAAGAACGGGCACCUGGACGACGACUACGCCGCGCCGCGCAGCCGGGCUUCGUCCCACCAGUCCGACAGCGAGUGCUCCAACCUGGAGAACAGCUUGACCAAAGACAGCAGUGAUGUGGAGAGCUGCUACUCCAGCUGCUCCCCUAUUGACCUCUCCCUCAGGAGCAGGGGUUUCAGCCAAAAGCCGGAGGAGCCCUCCUCCUCUACCUCCUCGUCUUUGGACAAGCUAACGGAGACGCUUAUAAACAAGUGGAAGCCGGAGACUCCCGGGCCAAAGGUCCCUGAGGCGAUGGAGCUGGAAACGAGCCCGGACGAAAAAUCGCAUCACAAGGUCACUCUCAUGCAGUUACUGUUGGACCACAAAAAUAACGAGAAGGUAAACAAAGUUGGGGAUAAUCCAGAUUUGCAGCAUGACGCCGGCCUCGGCGCCAUGGCUGGAGGCCCAUCUAAACAGCUCAGCACGUUGGCGGAGAGCAGGACCCAGCAUCCCCUCGAGCAGCUGUCCACGACGACCCUCGCUGCAGACACAAGCAGCACUCCUUCCCCGUUCUCUUAUUCAUCCCCCUUUGGUCAGUCCAGUCCACUGGACCUUUGUAAGUCUAAGCAUUACCCCAGGGAGAAAAUGGUGGAAUCCACCUUCAGCGCCAGUAAGCUGUUACAGAAUCUGGCUCAGUGUGGUUUACAGAAUCCAUCUCCCUCGCCUCCUCUGCAAGCCAGCAGGCCGCCGAGUAAAAGGCAAAGCCCAGAACUCGAGCCGGACAGGCCUCAGACUCUUCUGGACAGGCUAGUUGCUCCAGUCAGGAACAAAACUCCUUUAUUUGAACCACCCCCUGCCUCUUUCGCACCAUUGGGGCGAGAGCGCUCGCCUCCGGCGUCGGCACAAAUCGAGAACCUCCUGGAGAGGCGCACCAUACUGCAGCUGUUGUUGGGCACUGCCUCCCACAAGGAAAAAUCCACAGGGAGGAGUAGCGCCGAAGCAGCCGCCGGAGCCUUGGAGAAGCCUUCGGGGGCCCCUGUCAUCUGCGACAGCUCGAACGGACCUUCACCGAACGUUAGGAUCAAAACCGAGCCCGCCGAGGAGAGCUUUCUCUCCGACAGCUCCGACGACGGAGGACACCGCCGGAGAUGGGGACGCGAGAGACAUGGUGCCCUUGCAGAGGCGCGUGGCGGCGAUAAAGCCGAGGGGUGCCCCGCGGAUGCUGCCGCCAAAUACGGCCUCCUGAGCCAGCUGUUGAAACAGCAGAGCUCUACCUGUCACUCGAGCCCUGGAGAGCUGCCUGUGAGCACGGUGAAAGAGGAGACGCCUGAUUUUCAGGGACCGCUUCCUAAAAAGAGAAGGCUCUGCUUGGAGCUGGCUGAGCACCUCAGCAGCGAACUGUGCCAGAGACCACUGGAUACUGUGAAUGAGCGUCUGGCGUCUGGAGCCCAGGAGGAACAUGGCAGCGUGAGGCUACUGAGUCCGAAAGAAGAGGACUCUCUUAUAAAGUGUCCUGCUAGGAAAGCUCCCCCGAGAGAGAGCCAAAGCUUCAAUGUUUUGAAGCAGCUCCUUCUGUCAGACAACUGUCUGAAGGAGCUGUCUCAAUCCCGGGAGGCAGCCAACUCUUUUCUCCCACAAGGGAACCGCAAAGCCAAUGGGAACUUCGGCCCGUUCAGUUGCAAUCCUGAACCGAUGAACCUGCCGUGGCUCCCCCAGACUCUCAACUCAGGGCCCGGUAAUCUUCAGACACUCUCGUUCCCGCCAGGAAACAGCACCCUGGGAUCACCCUGGCCUGAAGGCGCCCCUAAACCCAGCCCCACAAAUGUGAAAAGAGAGACCGAAAGCUCACCGAAGUGGGUACCCGGUGGGGAGGGGAAACGCGAAUCCUGCCUGCACUCUCGACCCCUCACGAGGUCUAAUCCUAUAUUGUACUACAUGCUACAGAGGGGUAGUGCCGGCCUCAGAAAGGGGAUGCAGGAUCUCGGGCAGAGGACGCACUGCGGGGUUACAGUCAAAGAAGAACCAUGUACUGAUGUAAGGUACCACGAGCGCAGACUGAGCACCGUGCGGAGCUCGCCGACCCACGGCGGGAGACACAGCCACGGUGGUGAGCAUCUCAAUGGCUCGUUAAAAAAACUGUAAAUCUGAACUGCCAAAGAGUGACGUUUGAGAAAUGAGUGAGAGUUGCUUUAUUGGUAUGAUUUAUUUUGUUGUUGUUGUUGUUGUUGUUUUUGUUGUUGUUGUUGUUUGCUUUAGAUUUAUUUUAUUUUUAAUUUUUUUAAUAAAAAGUCAACUAUGUGAUUUUUGACCAUGCAAGUUUAUCCAAAGCAUUUGAGAUCCGAAACAGAUGUUAGCUUGUUUUAUUUUCUCCCGUUUUUGUCUGGCGUAGUGUUUUUCACACUCAUGCCUUGUAGUGAGAUUAAUCACGCUGGUGCCAAAUUGGGAGUAUUGCAUGAUUUAGCAUUAGCGCUGUCCGUUUACCAACUUCCCUUUCAUUUAUUUGAAUGCAUUUAUCUUUAAUGUGUGUUUUAUACAGGUCUUGGUUUUGGUUUUUUUGGCCUGCAUGCUACAAAAAUAUCACAGUUUUCCUUCUUCUAUAUAAAAAAACAUUUAUGAAGUACAUACUGUUGUUUAUUAUUGAUGACUCCAAAAAGGUUACUGCUAGAUUUAUUUUGUAUUUAUUUGUCCAUUUUAUCUAAAUCUGGAAUCUUCACUGUUUUGAGGCUAACUAAAUUAUCCGGUAAUAAGCACAAUGCUACAGAAGCAUUUUUGGCAUUAGAACAUAAUGUCAUUAAGAGACCAGCAACAGGUGAUAGGUUAUGCAGUUUAAUCAGGCACCUUUUAUUCCUGAGCUAACUGAGAUAAAUAAAUGAUUGUGCCACAAAAAUCUCUCUUGGCAUCUAUGGGGAAUGAUGCAAAGGUUUUAUAUGUGAUAAUAUUGCUGGUGAAGUUGUAAGCUAUGUCAAAUUUACAGUGCUUUAAUAUUUUUUCAUCAGGAAUGAUUCUCUAGAUGUUGUUUGGUGUUUAUGGCAUGGAUACAGAAAUUCAAGUGUAAUAUUUUUAGCUGUUAAAGUAUCUUUUUACAGUUUUGUAUCAUUCAUUGUUUUGUACUUUAUAUACAUGUAUGUAACAUUUCACAAACUUACGAUGUCAAAUAUGACACUUUUGGAAAGUUGAUAUAGCCCCAGCCCCAAAGAUGUGAGUAGAUGUUUAUGAAUUACUGGAAUGAUUUCUGUUCACACACACACGCACGCACGCACGCAAGCACACACGGGUACAUUAUGGUCAAUUAUAGAAGGAUAGUAUCACGUGAACCUAACAGUCAACUGUGAAGGUCGACUUUAGCGAUUAUUUAAAGGAUAACUUGCAACCUGCAUUUUUCUUUUUCUGUACUAAGGCCUAGCGUACGCUCAGUCUUAAGCCUUUCCUUUGUGUGAUGGAUACAUGUUAACGUUUGUGUAAAUAGUGCUUUCAUGAUGAAAGAUUACUAUUUUGUAUUGUUUAAACAAAAAAUAGUUUUUAUUGUCCUGGAUUGUACAUAUCAUAUCUGUGUAAUAAUGUAAUAUAAAUCCAGAAGAAAACCUACUGCUUUUUCUUUUCUUUUCGCAUGUGUCUGUGUGUUGUGCGCUAAUGAUAACCUCUCUUACAGCCUGUCUAAUCUCGCCACUCCUCGCCACUGCGUGCAGCUGCAUGGAAAGGCUGUGUGCCUACUGGAAUUGGGGAAAUGUCUUAAAAUAAAUGUCCGGUGUUGGUGGGUUUGAUUUUAAAUCGCGGAUAAACACCACUAGUCCACAAGCGCGGCCAUAGCGCGAGUGUCCAAAACGUGGUGAGACAAAUGUCCAGCUGGUUUGAGUUUUCUUUGUGAUCUCCCGUUCUGUUACUGGUUUAAACAGUGCUCAGAGUUCAGUUUAGAGUCGCAUGACUCGCGCCAUACAACAAAAAAAAAAAUUAAAAGGGGGGCGGAAAAAAAACAUUUGUAGCGAAAAUCUGUUUCAUAUAUAUCUUUGUGACAACCAUGUUUUACAUUUUUAUGAUUUAUUUUCUGGUGUUUAUUUGCACUGAUAUAAAUAAAAUACUGAAAUGUUCAAAA